Molecule: messenger RNA, 378 nt
Organism: Chaetomium globosum CBS 148.51
Lineage: Eukaryota; Fungi; Ascomycota; Sordariomycetes; Sordariales; Chaetomiaceae
Exons: 2
Coding region: 1-378 (125 amino acids)
Source: RefSeq, a predicted model, not a curated record
AUGAAGGCCUUCACUCUCCUUGCGGCUGCCUCAGUGGCCUCGGCACACACCAUCUUCGUCCAGCUCGAGGCGGAUGGCACAACAUACCCGGUGUCUCACAGCCAUCCGGACCCCGGAACCUACGAUGGCCCCAUCACCGACGUCACCUCGGACGACGUUGCCUGCAACGGCGGCCCCAACCCGACGACCCCGUCUGGCGAGAUCAUCACCGUCACCGCCGGCACCACCGUCAAGGCCGUCUGGAGGCACACUCUCACCUCUGGCCCCGACGACGUGAUGGAUGCGAGCCACAAGGGCCCGACCCUGGCCUACCUCAAGAAGGUCGACGACGCUGUGUCCGACACGCCGGUUCCCCCGGCGGUGCCCAGCUCUACGUAA